Messenger RNA from Fusarium pseudograminearum CS3096, 843 nucleotides. RefSeq lists its product as uncharacterized. The record is from RefSeq and is a predicted model, not a curated record. The transcript has 3 exons. Bases 1 to 843 code for a protein of 280 amino acids. Lineage: Eukaryota; Fungi; Ascomycota; Sordariomycetes; Hypocreales; Nectriaceae. Gene Ontology annotation, molecular function: metallopeptidase activity.
AUGCAUAUUCAGUCAACUCUCGCACUGGGCCUUUUAGCCAACACUGCCACAGCUGCGCUUACAAGCUGUGGUACGAAAGGCUCUAGUAAAGCAUUGCAGAAACUGUCUAAAGAUCUGCAAAGUGGACCUUUGGCAAUUCGCGACCAGGGAAAGAAUAUCGAAGUCAAGACGUUUGUUCAUAUUGUUGCGGCAAGUGAAAAGGAAGAGGAUGGAUAUCUUACUGAUGAUACAGUCAAAAGUGAGGUCGAGCUACUGAACAAAUCUUACAACCCAUGGGACUUCUCCUUUAAGCUCGCCAAGAUCACCCGGACUAUCAAUGAAACUUGGGCUUACAACUAUGGCGAUUGGCCUGGCGGUAAUGACACUGAGCCUGAAAUGAGAGCGGCUCUUCGCGAGGGGAGCUAUAAAGAUUUGAAUCUCUUUUUUGUUACAGACAUGGUCCCCCGUGGAAAGUGCGAACUCCCCGUCCCCAGCGCGACAGAUGACACCGUUCUUGCGGAUGGAUGCAUCAUGAAACCUAAAACCCGUGGCGUGCUUCCCCCCACCUUUGAUCAAGUCACCAUUCAUGAGGUCGGUCACUGGUUCGGUUUAGAACAUACCUUUCACAAUGGUUGCGAAGAGCCAGGCGACUAUGUUGAUGAUACGCCUUACGAAGCAUCCCCUGUUCAGUUUGGUAACUGUGCCGAGCCUGGCCGCAAUACUUGCCCUGAUAAACCUGGUUUGGAUCCAGUUGACAACUACAUGACAUAUGUAGACUAUGAAUGUGGUCCGUUGAGGUUCACUCCCGGUCAGGCUGAACGAAUGCACAAGCUUUGGAAGCUACGCGCGGACUCGAAGGUUUAG